AACGUUAUCCUAUAUGUCUAUCGCAUAAAAACAUUUUAGAAAUUCAAGACGUGACCUUUUAGUGCAAAUGCGCUUACUGGAAGACAAUCGGUACCUCUUGGCGAUAAUAGAUAAUUACCGAGUUUCACGAGUAGUGCGAAAGUAAUUUUCUUGCAGAAGGAACAGACGUAUUAUUGCACUGUGAUGCCAUUCUCCGAUGAGAUUACCAUUGCCUUACUUGUGGCAAAAAACCGCCCUUGGAGUUUGUCACUGCAAGACGACAGCAAAGACUCUGUAACUACAAAGUGCCUGUGCUGGGCGAGUUCUGUACCAGCGUCUCCGGACAUGGCUCUUAUGGAGCAAGGUGAAAAUGCCCCAGAUGAAAAUUGUAGACGGCUUGUGGUGCUCGGAUCUAGUAAAGUUGGAAAAACUUCUAUUGUGUCUAGAUUUUUAAAUAACAAAUUUGAAGAGACAUACACCCCGACAAUUGAGGAUUUUCACAGGAAAAUAUACAAAAUUCGAGGGGAGGCGUACCGCUUGGACAUACUUGACACAUCAGGCAACCAUCCGUUUCCAGCAAUGAGGCGUUUGUCAUUCAUUACAGGCGAUCUCUUUAUAUUAGUCUACUGUAUUUCCAACAGAGAGAGCUUUGAAGAAGUGACAAGACUCCGGAAACAGAUAAUCGAGUGUAAAAAUCAGUGUAAAUUAGGCUCCACAAACAGGAAGACAAUGUAUACACCUAUGAUUUUAGUUGGGAACAAAUGCGACAGAGAAAAGGAUCGAGUCAUUGACCCUUCAGAGCCUCAAGCUUUAAUAGCAGGGCAACAACAAGCAGAUUUCAUUGAAACAUCUGCCAAAAAGAAUAUUAACAUCGAAGAAAUAUUCGUUCGUUUAUUCAAACUUGCUAAAUUACCAACAGAAAUGAGUCCCGCUUUACAUCGUAAAGUGACACCGUCAUACGUCAGUAAUAGUGUUGCAAAUCCUAGUCGGAAAGGUGUUUCUAUCCGACGUAGAAUGAGUGAUGCUUGUGGAGCCAUCGCACCAAAUGUCCGCCGUCCAAGUAUUCGGACGGAUCUCCUUGUUGCGCAGACACGAACAAAUUUGAAUUCAUUGCCAGGAACUGGGGCUCGUGAAUCACGGUGUAUUAUUCAAUAAAACGAGUAUGACCCUGUGCUAUUCGAUAGAAACGUUCAUUAGACCGUUAUUCAGUAAAAUGUUGUGAAUAAGUUCGAUGUUUGUCAGAAAAAGGAAAAGUAAGCUCGGACAUUAUGUUGGUAUUUAAAGGAAGAAUACUACUUGCAAAAGGUUUUAGGAAUACGAAAUUGUUGUGUUAUGAUAACUGUAGAAAGAUGAUAUUGCGUUGAAGAAGUCGACAGGAAAUGUGUUUUACGUUACGACUUUGGAGCUGUCAUGCUCGGCUAUGAAUUGAAUGAUUUUGAAGUAUUUUAUUUGGAGUGUAUGUAUGUAAUAUGUACAUAAUUAUGGUAGUGUCACAGCAUUUUUAGUGUAAGCUUCAGUAACGUAUAAUGUGAAUGAGUCAAAAUUCGACUAUUAAUAUUUAGACUUAUCAAAAUCAGAGAAACAAUGUAUACAUUCCAGAUGAACAGUUCUUUACGUUAAUUAUCUAAUUUCAACCUGAUAUAUAAAUCUGAAACGUUCAUCAAAAGAAAGUGUGAAGUGUUCGAUAGUUAUUGCAUGUGAAAUUUCUAAAUCAGCUCAUCAUUGGCUUAUUAGAUAUUUCAAUAAAACCAUUAUUAGCACAAACUCAAGCCAGUCUUAUCUUGAACUGAUUAGAAAUAUUUUCUUGCAUUUUAUAGUGAAUUGAUUAAUUAUACAGGUAUUUAUAUACGUUUGGUUUUCUAAAGUGCCAAAUUAUUGAAUAUGUAUUCAAUACUUACCAUACUAUACUUGUACAUAUCUCCAAGGCCUUGUCUGUGAAGCAUUUUAAGUUUAUUGAAUUUGUUGUACUGUAAAAUGUUUCUAGCCUUUCAUAUCACUAGAAAAGAAACAAAUGUACAUUUCGUACGUUAAUUAAGUAGACAUCUAAUUUUGUUCAUAUUUUGUUCCAAUUUAUUGCAGUAUCAAAUUUAUUAUAGUAUAACUAAACGCUAUCCGAACAAAGCUUGAUUACUUACAUCAAGUUCGGUAAAGUCAAUUUAGGCAACGUGUUCUACGUGACUCACAAGAACACAGAUAGACAAAAAGGGAACGGCAUUUGUACUACUCUGAAAUAUCUUCAUAGGAGUUCUGAUACUUACAUGAUUAGAUAUCGAAAGUAGAAAAAGUUCUUUGGAGUCCGACCUUUUACCUUCAUUGGAACAUAUUAUUAAUGCUGAAUUUAAAACUAUGUGCAGUUCCCUCGAAUGGUAUAAAUAACAUAUGCCUGCGUCAUGAUAACUAGUUUCAUUUUGAUGUAGUAAAUAGCAAUUGAUGAACGUUGUUUUGGUACUUUGUCAGUUUAAUGUCGAAACUUUGUUGUUAGAAAAUUUUAAUAUUGUUCUAUGUUGUCAAUUGUUACAACAGCUUUUCUUGAAAUGUUUGGUUUUGUAAAAACAUUACAUGAAAGUGACAUUAACAUCAAUAUUUUUGUAGUGGCUUUAUAAUAAAGUGUAUAUAAUUCAG
Molecule: messenger RNA, 2601 nt
Organism: Mercenaria mercenaria
Lineage: Eukaryota; Metazoa; Mollusca; Bivalvia; Venerida; Veneridae
Product: GTP-binding protein Rhes-like
Exons: 3
Coding region: 184-1134 (316 amino acids)
Molecular function (GO): GTPase activity; GTP binding
Source: RefSeq, a predicted model, not a curated record